This is a messenger RNA of Colias croceus (clouded yellow), 1112 nucleotides long. RefSeq names its product alpha-soluble NSF attachment protein (gene alphaSnap). Gene Ontology annotation, biological process: intracellular protein transport; SNARE complex disassembly. The record is from RefSeq and is a predicted model, not a curated record. The coding region runs from base 103 to 981 and encodes 292 amino acids. Gene Ontology annotation, cellular component: SNARE complex; vacuolar membrane. Gene Ontology annotation, molecular function: syntaxin binding; soluble NSF attachment protein activity. The transcript is spliced from 7 exons. NCBI's taxonomy places the organism in Eukaryota, Metazoa, Arthropoda, Insecta, Lepidoptera, Pieridae.
GUAUUCGAGUCGGGAGGAGUGACGACAUUUUGUCAAUAAAUUAUAAAUUUUGCUCUUUUGGUUAAAAUAUCUUAAUAUUAGUCGGUAUACUUUGCCAUAAAAAUGGCAGAUAGUGAACAAAAAGCUAUGCAGCUGAUGGCGGAGGCGGAGAAGAAGCUAAGUUCUUCUAAAACAUUUCUCGGGUCCCUGUUCGGUGGCUCAUCGAAAGUUGAAGAAGCGGUUGACUGCUACCUGCGAGCGGCCAAUCUAUUCAAGAUGGCGAAGAAAUGGGCGCAGGCUGGCCAAGCGUUCUGCAGUGCGGCUCAACUCCACCUGAAGGCUGGCGUACGACACGACGCGGCUACCAACUUUGUAGACGCGUCUAAUUGUUAUAAGAAGUGUGAUCCUAAUGAAGCCGUAUCGUGUCUCCUGAAAGCAAUCGAGAUCUACACCGACAUGGGCCGCUUCACUGUGGCCGCUAAACAACAUCAAAACAUAGCGGAACUGUACGAGACCGAGUGCGUGGACCUCGCCCGAGCGAUGCAGCACUACGAGCAAGCGGCGGACUACUUCCGCGGCGAGGAGUCCACGUCCUCAGCCAAUAAGUGCAUGCUCAAGCUGGCCCAGUAUGCGGCACAGUUGGAGCACUAUGAUAAGGCGAUACAGAUUUAUGAACAGAUAGCGAAGUCGUCGCUGGACAACAGCCUGCUGAAGUACAGCGCGAAGGAGUACAUGUUCCGCGCGGCGCUGUGCCACCUCUGCGUGGACAUACUGAACGCGCAGCACGCGCUCGAGAAGUACUGCGCGCUCUACCCCGCCUUCGCCGACACGAGGGAGUGCAAGCUGAUCAAGGAGCUGAUCGAGCACCUCGAAGAGCAGAACAUAGACGCGUUCACCGAAGCGGUGAAGACAUACGACAGCAUAUCCCGGCUCGACCAAUGGUAUACCAGCAUGUUGGUGCGCAUUAAGAAGCAGAUCAACGACAACCCGGACCUGCGCUGAGCGGCCACGAUUGGGGCCCGUUCUCAUUUUUCUAGUUUAAUUCUCGUAUGUAAUUAUGUAACUAUUACGUUGUUGUAAAUAUUAUUAUAUUUUAUAAAAUUUCGUUAUUAAUAAACAUAUUUUUUUGUUCA